GGAGACUAGACUCCUCUACAUUGACAAUAGAGUAGCACACAAACUCGAGCAUGAAGUUACUGGUAUUCGUUUGUAACGCGUCAGUGAUCAGUUGCCAGUGUACAAGUGUGUUUGUCGUUGUCGCGAACGAUUUCAAAACUGGCGCAUAAAAUGGCAGAGCAGUUACUUAACUUAAAAUUUGUACGAGAAGUCGAAAAGCGACCUUGUUUGUAUAAUUACACUAUUGGCGAAUAUUCACGUAGAGAUCUAACGGAAAAUGCUUGGGCUGAAAUCGGGAGAGAAGUGAAUUUGUCAGGAAAUGAAUGCAAAGAAAAAUGGAAAAAUCUACGCGCCGUGUUUGUACGGCAUAUGAAACCGUUUUUAACUGGAACUAAAACAAAACCGAAGAAACCGUAUUACUUAGCAGAUGCUAUGCAGUUCGCUUUACCGUAUAUAAAGUCAUUGUAUCCGAGAUCUGAUGAGAUGCAUAUACAACCCCAAGUGGAGGUGUACGACGAGGGAGAAAGUAACUGGCAACCACCUGAUAAUGAGAUGUCUCCUCCGUCAGUAGUAUCACCACAACACUCGUUCGUGGCAUCACCAGGUUCACCCCAGUCGUCUAUUUCGCCCAUGCCUUCAUCUCCAAAAAUAAGUCAACAAUCAAGUAAAAUAAUAGCCAAAAGAGAGGAAAUGGACGAGGAUUACGUAUAUCCUUCUUGGCAUCAACCUUAUCAAAAUAGGAAGACAUCAAGAAAGGAAGUCUCACAAUUAGAUAACGAAUAUUUUCAAUCAAAAAGAAGUAAAGUUGACUCGAUUCAGCAUGAAGCUAAUAAAAUGUACUUGUUAAGUUUGCUGCCAGAUGUUGAUCAUAUGACUCCAAGUCAGACGAGGACUUUCAAACGAAAAGUAAUAGAUUUAAUCGAUAAUAUUCUGCAAGAUACACCUGCCGUGUAAAAUUGAUUUUUGUGGUGGAAAUGAUAACAAGACUAGUCUUUAACGAUAAUAAACUCAGCUAUGUUUCGACUUAGGAAUAACUUAGAAGAAUAUAAAAUCCAGAAAAUUUA
Molecule: messenger RNA, 1043 nt
Organism: Galleria mellonella (greater wax moth)
Lineage: Eukaryota; Metazoa; Arthropoda; Insecta; Lepidoptera; Pyralidae
Exons: 2
Coding region: 151-933 (260 amino acids)
Biological process (GO): regulation of transcription by RNA polymerase II
Cellular component (GO): nucleus; transcription regulator complex
Molecular function (GO): DNA binding
Source: RefSeq, a predicted model, not a curated record